AUGUCGGAUAGUCAGUGCAAUGCGAACGAUUAUACGGUGGGCUGGGUGUGUGCGCUCCCUUUGGAGAUGGCCGCCGCACAGGGAAUGCUCGACGAGAUCCACCCAAACCUGUCCGAGCAGGCGUCGGGCGACCAUAACAACUAUGUCCUCGGACAAGUCGGGGAACACAACGUUGUCAUCGCCUGUCUGCCAGUGGGGAUCUACGGAACGACGCCUGCGGCUACCGUGGCCAAAGACAUGCUGCGCACCUUCAAGUCGAUCCGAUUCGGCCUGAUGGUCGGGAUCGGUGGCGGUGCACCAUCGUCAGGUCAUGACAUUCGGCUGGGUGACAUUGUCGUCAGCCAGCCGUACGGGAAGACUGGAGGCGUGAUCCAGUACGACCGAGGGAAGGACGGACUUGACGGCUUCGAACGAACUGGGUCGCUCAACACGCCGCCUCAACUCUUAUUGGCUGCGUUGGGUCGACUCCAGGCCGACCAUCUCAUGAGAGGCAGUCGCAUCCCCGGCUUCCUGUCCGAGCUUCUCAACAAAUACCCGAUAAUGAAAAAGGCAUUCAGCUUCCAGGGCGAGUCGAACGACUGUCUGUUCCAGGCAGAAUACGAGCACGCCGGCGGUGAUUCUGGGUGCGAACAAUGCGAUCGUACACGAGCCGUGCAAAGGGACGUUCGGGACGACGCCGAUCCGGUGGUGCACUAUGGCAAUAUCGCCUCGGGCAAUCAGGUGAUCAAGAAUGCACGCACACGAGACCGACUGAGCAAGGAACUCGGGGUGCUCUGCUUCGAAUUGGAGGCGGCCGGGCUGAUACAGGACUUCCCAUGCCUGGCGAUCCGGGGCAUCUGCGACUAUUCCGACUCACACAAGAACAAGGCAUGGCAGGGGUAUGCGGCGGCGGCGGCGGCGGCGUUCGCAAAGGAGCUUCUUUCGGCCAUUUCCCCCGAGCGCGUGCUCCAGGAUAAGGCCAUACCGCAGCUCGUUUCGGACCCUGUGGCCCAAGAGCUGUUGGCCGCCACUAACGAAACGAUCUCAAAGCACGCAACAAAGCAAGACACUAGAUACGAGAACGAUAAACAGAUCGAAUGCCACCGGUGUUUCAAAACCUCUCAGUAUGAGGACUUCAAGAACAUCAACCCCGACCGUGUACCGGGCACAUGCAAGUGGGUCCUGGAGCACCCGCAGUACAAGAAGUGGCGACAGAGCUCGCACGACAACCUCCUCUGGAUCUCGGCGGACCCUGGCUGCGGCAAGUCGGUGCUGGCGAAAGCUCUUAUCGACGAGGAGCUCGAUAACACAGGCGAUCAUACGGUGUGCUACUUCUUCUUCAAGGACAACGAGGCCCAAGACGGCCUCGCGACGGCGCUAUGCGCUCUCCUCCACCAGCUCUUCGGUCGGCUGCCCCACCUCCUGCGCCACGCCGCAAAUGCGUUUGAGAAGAACGACCACAAGCUGCAGAAUGAGGUGGACGAGCUGUGGCGUAUCUUUCUGGCUGCUGCUACGGAUGACUCUACGGGGGCCGUGAUCUGCAUUUUCGACGCCCUAGACGAAUGCCAGAGAGACGGUCGUCGGAAGCUCGUCCGACUAGUCACGGACUUCUAUGCCCGGCGCGUGUCGGCAUCAACGAGGACGUUCCCGUUGAAGUUUCUCGCGACGAGUCGCCCGUACCAGGAUAUUGAGUCUGGCUUCAGCAACGUCCCCCCCGCGCUUCCGUCGAUUCGGUUAGCCGGCGAGGAGAGCAAUGCGGACAUCAGCGAGGAGAUCAACCUCGUCAUUCGGCAGAAGAUACAGGAGCUUCGCACAGACCAGGAGGUCCGAGAUAUGUUGCAAGCGAAGCUGCUAGCAAUAUCCAACCGAACCUACCUCUGGCUGCAUCUCGUCUGGGACGAGUUGCAGCGGAGCAGACGCAGUAAGACGGCACUUAUGAAAAAGAUUGACUCGCUUCCAUCAACAGUCGAACAAGCUUACGAGAGCAUUCUCGGCAGACUUCGCCCUGAGCAACGAGAAGAUGCGCGAAUCCUCCUUCACAUUAUCGUGGGAGCUCGACGGCCGCUCACACUCAUUGAAAUGGACGUGGCAUUCCAGCUGGCUGUGGACUCACCGGGUGCGACAGCACACGAGGAGCUUGAACUUAAUACCGACCGUGUCAAAUCCGAUAUCCGAGAGCUGUGCGGCCUCUUCGUUUUCAUCAGCGACAACCGGAUCUACUUGAUACACCACACGGCGAAGGAAUUUCUAGUUGCAAAGAAAGGUGUCAAAGAAUCGACUGGGAAGUUCUGGAGGCAUUCACUUCGAGGGGAGUUCUCCAGCCAGAUCAUGACGCAAAUAUGCGUACAAUAUCUCUCUUUUCGUGAUAUCGGAGAUAAUCAUCGCUACAAAAUGAGAAAAGCAGAUUCCGACGCGAGAGAUUUUCCACUAUUGGAGUACUCUGCGGAGAAUUGGCCAGCACAUUUCCGGGAUACGGAUGACGCGGACGAGGGCCUCCUUAGCCUCAUCUUUAAGCUGUAUGACGCCAAGACGGCACGGUUCGAGACAUGGUUAUCAAUUUUCUGGAAUGCUGCGUAUCCAUACCGUGGUCGAUAUGACCUAAAGCCACUGCACUUGGCGGCGUUGAAUGGCCAUACCCAGGUUGUAGAGCUGCUCCUGAAGGAGGGGGCGGACGUCAACGCGGAGGGCGGCGGGUACAGCAACGCUCUACAGGCCGCCUCAUCCGAAGGCCAUGCCGAGAUUGUGAGGCUGCUCCUAGAGAAGGGGGCGGACGUUAACGCGGAGGGCGGCGUCUUCGGCAGCGUUCUACGGGCCGCCUCAUCCGAAGGCCAUGUCGAUAUUGCGAAGCUUCUCCUAGAGAAGGGGGCGGACGUGAACGCGGAGAGCGGUAUCUCCGGCAACGCUCUACGGGCCGCCUCAGCGAGAGGCUAUACCGAGAUUGUGAGGCUGCUCCUAGAGAAGGGGGCGGACGUUAACGCGGAGGGCGGCGCCUUAGGCAACGCUCUAUGGGCUGCCUCAGCGAGAGGCUAUACCGACAUUGCGAAGCUUCUCCUAGAGAAGGGGGCGGACGUCAGCGCGGAGGGCGGCGAAUACGGCAACGCUCUACAGGCCGCCUCAGCGAGAGGCUAUACCGAGAUUAGAAAGGGGGCGGACGUUAACGCGGAGGGCGGCGUCUUCGGCAACGCUUUAUGGGCUGCCUCAACGAGAUGCUAUACCGACAUUGCGAAGCUUCUCCUAGAGAAAGGGGCGGACGUCAACGGCAACGCUCUACGGGCCGCCUUAUAUGGAGGCCACGCCGAGAUUGUGAAGCUUCUCUUAGAGAAGGGGGCGGAUGUAUGCCUCAAGGACGAUACAUUUGCGCAGACAUCACUGUCCUGGGCGGCUGAGAACGGCCAUGAAGCAGUCGUCAAGCUGCUUCUCGCCGUGGAUGACACAGACGUUGAUACGCUGGACCAUUCCGGUCGGAUGCCCCUGUCAUGGGCUGCGGCUAAUGGACAUGACGCUGUCGUCAAACUUCUGCUCGACUCCAGCAGAGUGAAUAUCGAGUCGGUGGACGUAUCUGGUCGAACAGCACUUACAUGGGCCACCACAAAAGGACACGAAGGCGUAGUCAAGAUGCUUCUCGACGCCUAUGCCGCUACGGCUAGCAGUAUUGUCCAGCAGACACUCUUUUCAGCCGUAGCGAAAGGACAUGAGGCGGUGGUUGAGAUGCUCAUCGAAAGGAACGGUGUCGACUUGGCUGCCGAGGAUGGAUGUGGUCUCACCGCUUUGCAGUUGGCCGUCUUCAAGGGCCAUCAAGCUGUGGAGAAGCUACUGCUGGCACACGACGCGGUGGUAGUUUCGGACUUCUAUAGAUUUCGUUUUCUAUUCGGGGAGAAUAAGCAUUGA
Emericellopsis cladophorae is the source of this 3867-nucleotide messenger RNA. Its product is annotated as Ankyrin repeat domain-containing protein 50. Bases 1 to 3867 code for a protein of 1288 amino acids. The transcript is spliced from 3 exons. The record is from RefSeq and is a predicted model, not a curated record. Gene Ontology annotation, biological process: nucleoside metabolic process. NCBI's taxonomy places the organism in Eukaryota, Fungi, Ascomycota, Sordariomycetes, Hypocreales, Bionectriaceae. Gene Ontology annotation, molecular function: catalytic activity; protein binding.